CGCCAUUCGCGUAUGUAAACGCGUGUUGGCAACACUAUACGCACACAACCGACACAAAGUCUCUUUCUUCGAUACUGUGCAGAUACACACGCGCGCGUUUUAAUUUUUACUAAAAUAUCGUUAAUCAAGAAAAAAUUCGACUUUAUAUAAGUAUACAGGAACACCAAAAGUGUACAGAGGAUUGUAUUAAUUUAACAAUCGGUUGGGUUUGUGGUAAAGGAUAUUCUGUCAGCAUUUCGUUUUAAACAAAGGACUUACUGACCGUAUAUUUUCACUCAAAUGACAAGAUGAAGCGCAAUUGGAUUAUAACGAACCGAACAGCAUACUUAUUACUAACUCUUGCUGUUACCGGAGUAUUUGGAGCUACCACAAAAAACGUUGACCAGUUGGGAUCAUCAAUACUUACCAUAAAUGAUUUGCCACAAGUAGCAGAAAUUUUAAAUGCAGCUACAUACUUAGAAGAUUUUGACGACAUUGAAAAAAAUUAUGAUGGGUCACGAAAAAGUCUCAAGCGUUUACCUAGAAAACUUCAAACUUCAUCUAUUACUGACCAACAGGCAUACCAAGGUGUAAUGGGUAGACCCGGAGUUGAUUUUCCUAUUCUAUCCUCUAUUCCAACAACUGAAUUUAGUUGCAAAAAAGUUAAGAAACCCGGCUAUUAUGCUGACUUAGAAACAAAUUGUCAGGUAUUUCAUAUAUGUGACAAUGGAAGAAAAGUGUCAUUUUUAUGUCCCAAUGGCACUAUAUUCCGACAAUCACAUUUGAUUUGUGAUUGGUGGUUCCGAGUAGAUUGCGAGCGAUCUGUAGAACUGUAUGAAGAAAGUGCUGAACAAUUAGCAUUUGAUCAGAGAGCUGUAAAAGAUCGCUCAGAAGUUUUGAAUAAAUCAACACUGAAAGUUCAAUCUACAAAGUCAAUUAAUUCAUUUACCCCAACUCAAAGCUCACCAAUAAGAAGUUCAACAUUAUUUAACUCGGAAAGUAAUUUACCAAAUAGUGCUAAAUAUUAUGGUGAAUCAACAAAAGAUGAAAAUCAAGUGCCAGCGGAAUCUGGUUCAAUUGUUGGUGAUAAUAAUUAUCAAACAUCCUUUAAUAAUUUAUAUUCACAACCAAAAUUUCCAUUAAGAAAUUGGUUUAGUAAUGCAAAUAUCCAAACUAACAAUUACCAAGUCCAGUCUUCCGCUAAUAGUCAACCAUUCAAUAAAUUGAAUCAAUAUAACUCUCUUAAUUCAAAUAAUUACCAAUUUACAUCAAUUCAACCAACUUGGAAUCAAAAUUCUAAUAAUAAUUACCAAACUAUUAAUUACCAAUCUCAAUCAACUAGUACACCAUCAAGUUGGAACCAAAAAUUUAACAGUGAAUAUCCCGUAUUAAAUUAUCAAAAACUAUCUACAACAACAUCCCAACCUAAUUGGAAUCAAGGAAAUAACAAUGACUACCAAAAGUUAUCUACCACUACACAACCAAGUUGGAACAAAGGUUUUAGUAAUAACUUUGCAUCAAGUAAUUACCAAACUCAACCAACAACUGUUCAAACAUUUUGGAAUCAAAAUACCAAUAAUAACUAUCAAUACAAUCUGCAACAAAUCCCACAAACUACACCAAAUCCAUCCGGGGUAAUAAGCUCCAAUAAUAAUUUCCAAACAAUAAAUGAUUAUAACCAACUAUCUACAACAACCCUAAAACCAAUUGUAAAUACAGGAAGUACUAAUUAUCAGUUACCUUAUAACUCUUAUCCGUCUUCAACUCAAGUAAUUUUAAAUCAAGGAAAUUUCCAAUCUAGUAAUCAAUAUCAAUCAACUACUACACCAUCACAAGGAACUUGGAAUCAAGAUUCUAGUAGCACUCACCUUAAUAAUAAUUAUCAACCAUCAACAUUGCCUAUAUCUCAAGGAAACUGGGAACAAGGUGUUACUAAUGCACAAUCAAGUCAAUAUCAACCAUCUUCGACCAUUCAAUCUGAAAGAAAUCAAGAAACGAGUACAGUCCAAACUACAUAUCUAACUGAUUCAUAUCCAAAAACCACUUUAUCAUCAUCAGAUGAACCAAAAACUUUAUUACCCCAAGAAUAUCAACAACCCGCAGAAUCAUCAUCAUUUCUUAAAAAUCAAAACACAGAUCAAAGUCUAUUUUCACCUCAAAAUUAUUUCACGCAAACAAAUCCCUCUGUAACUACAGAUUAUCCAACAACUUUUCAAUAUGAAUCAACUGUAGGAACUACUAUUUAUAAUUACAGAACUAUGUAUAAUUCAACAGGGUCACUGGCUAGAGAAACGUUAGCCCCUAUUGUUGUUAAUUCUUUCACCACAUUGACAGAUAAUAAUUUAAAUAGUAAUGAAGACAAGCAUAAUGUUUAUCCACAGGUAAGAAAUACUGAACAAGAGCAGACUUCACUGGCAUCAUAUAAUAAUGAUGACAAAGACUCUGUACAAUCAACAACAAUAGGAAAUGAAGCACAAUCCACCAUUUAUGCUGAUCAUACCACAAAAACAUUUGUUAACGAGCCAGAAAAAACUAAUAGUGAUGAAACUAUUGAAGAAGCGACCACAUCUGUAGAUAAUUUACAAUUACCAGUAGUAUUAACUCAAAACACAAAAGAAGCUUACGAUAAGUUAUUUCAAAAUAAAACCAAGGAAGAAUCCGUUGACGUAAAACUUGGUUUAAAUGCUACAUUAAAUAAUAUGCCUGAUGCUACUAAAUCAGUAAACAACUUUGCUCAAAACUUAGUUCUUAAUCGAUCAUCAGCUGAGCUUAGAGAGUUAGCUGCUGUAUUCACACGUGCCCUUACAGCAUAUUUAGAUGAUCCUGAAAACUUUCGUAAAAUUCUUUCCGAAGUACGACCAACUGAACCACCCAGUGUAAAGCCAAACACUAUCGAAGAUCAAGAAGUAUUGGAUUUUUCAGACGACUCCAAGAACCUUAGAAGUAAAAAACCUGAAAUUACAACAGCAUCUAGUUCUAUAAGUUUUCCCAUCAGCCCUUCAUCAACACCAUUGAAUUUAGCAGCAGAAGUCAACGGAAUAACUCAAGAUCAUACGACAUUAGCCGAUCUCUCUACUAUUGUACCACAAUAUACAACAUCUCCAUUAGUGGAUAUUAUAUCAAGUCAUACAGAUUCAUCUGCAACAGGUGGAGUUCAAGAUUAUGCACCUCUUGCUGAUAGCGAGCAACUACAAACUGCAGGCAGUCAAUCUUUCUUUACAAGCCGUGACAAUACCAUUGUUGGAGUGGCAAAACCACUUAGUUCAGUUGUCAACUCGUUAGCAUGGACAGUUCCACCUAAUUUAGAUUCUUCUGAUCAAGACAUUCGUUUCAAUACACAGCAACCUGUUUACUUCACAACACCUCCAUUUGAAACAGAAACACCUGAACUUAUGGAAAAAGCCAAAGAUAUGUUUAAUUAUUUAAAUGAUACAGAAGCAGGAAUAUUAAUUAAUGUCAUGAAGACUGCACAAACAAACGACACAAUAAAACGAUUGGUAUUAUUGCUGGUUAAUGAUCCAAAUAAAGAUAACGAUCCAGAACAAACAAGACAUAAUAUUAUUGAUGCUUUAUUAGAAAAUAAAAGCACAGAAUCGUAUUAUUUCACAACAACGCCUCUUCCUGAAACUUCUUAUCCUACUCCAUCUUUAUCAUCGUCAAUUCCAUUUGGUCAAAGACUUGAACAAGAUGGAAGUCCUGUUCAAAAUGGUCAUGACAGAAAAGCAAGAAAAGGGACAAGAAGACGAGUUGUGUAUAGAAAUAAAGUAACUAGUAGUACUACAUCUGCUAAAACUCCAGAAGCAGAAACAUCUUGGCAAGGUGCCAAUGAUAUUGGUUCAGGGCUGAGUGAGGAAUCUGAUGCUAGAGCAGUUGAACUACUAAAAUCUUUGUAUUCUAUUGCAUCCAAUGAGCCAUAGAUUUAACUAAAGUUUGGCUGAUUAUAUGUCAUAUAACAAUUAGCCGAACAAAUGCCUUUGUUUAAUGAAUUAUUAUUAUUAGUAUUAAUACUAUGUACAGAAUUAUUCAUAUAAGGAAAACCAAAAAUAUAAUAAUUUUAGCUUAAAUUUUUACGGAGGAAUUUGGCCAAGUUUAUUCAAAUUUUAAAUAUUGAAGAUACAUAAUUGAAAUCUGUCGCAUUCUAAUAGAUUAAAGAUUUUGAAUGAUUCUUAUUUAAACAUUUUUUUUUUUCAAGAUUCAAAUAUAUUCAAAAAUACCAUUACUUGAUCAACAAUUGAUAUGGAAUAUCUUAUUUAUAAAAAAAUCCAAUAGAAAUACAAUAAUAACAUAAUGUUAGCUAUUACUUUUUUUAAAAAAAGAUUGAAUUUCUAAAAUGAAUAAAUGUUUGCAAGCCCUCGAUUAACUUUUUAAUCAAACGCGUAAUGACUUAAUAAUAAUGAAUGAUAAUAUAAAACAUUUACAAAUUUUUAACACUUAAACAAAAUAAUUUUAAAACGCUCAAUUUAACUUAUUAAAUACUUUAAGCUAGGAAAUAAUACUUCAAAAUUUGGAAAAUAAACAUAAAAAAUGAAAAAUAUAUAAGCUUUAAUUAUUUUUAUACUAAAUAAUAUUUUUAAUUUUACUUUUAAAUUAUUGAUAAUCAAUACAAAAAAAUCAUACUAAAAUAUUUAAGUAAUAAUCGAAUUCGUCCGUAAAAUUUAAUUUGAAAUUUAUAUAUUACUAUUGUAAAUAUAUUUCUAAUUGGACAUAACGUGUGUGAAUUAUUAAUAUAUUCACCAGAGUUGUUUAAAUAGUUACCUUAAAACGUAAGUCAAAUAGAAGUCUAAAUAAAUGUAAUGAUUAUCUAUAUUUUUUCAUAUAUUAAAAUAAUUUCAAUAGUUAUUUACUUAACAUAUUUAUAACCCUAUAUUUGAUCAAAUAUUUACAAUAAUUACUCUACGCCAUGUAAGUUUAGUAAGCUAUUUAUAAUUUUUUCAAAAAUUAUUAAAAAUAUUAUAAACUCAAUUUAUCUAUUAACAUAUUUAACUUUUUUGUCUCUAGUCCUCGGCAAAAAGGUGUAUUAAUAUUUUAGUUUUACGUUAAUUGUAUUUAAAUUUUGCUCACGAUAUAUCAAAAGUAGAUUAACGACUAAUGUAUAAAUUAUAUAUUGUACAGAAAACUUUGUAUAAAUUAAUUACUCGAAUAAUUUUAAUCCUUAUUAUAUAUUAUUAUAAAUUAAAAAUUUUAUAAAAUUAUGAUUAAAUUUACAAAAAAAGUCCUCAUUAUACUCGUAUGAAGUUCACCUUAUUUUUUAAAAUAACCAUAUUAUUAGACAAUAAAUUUUAAUUAUUUAAAAUAUGUUAUUUAUAUUCAUUGUAAAAUUGGUUAAUUUACAGAAU
Messenger RNA from Daktulosphaira vitifoliae (grape phylloxera), 5315 nucleotides. RefSeq names its product probable serine/threonine-protein kinase cdc7 (gene thw). Gene Ontology annotation, molecular function: chitin binding. Gene Ontology annotation, cellular component: extracellular region. The record is from RefSeq and is a predicted model, not a curated record. The coding region runs from base 288 to 3896 and encodes 1202 amino acids. The transcript has 7 exons. NCBI's taxonomy places the organism in Eukaryota, Metazoa, Arthropoda, Insecta, Hemiptera, Phylloxeridae.